This is a messenger RNA of Mesocricetus auratus (golden hamster), 2242 nucleotides long. RefSeq names its product BH3 interacting domain death agonist (gene Bid). Lineage: Eukaryota; Metazoa; Chordata; Mammalia; Rodentia; Cricetidae. The transcript has 7 exons. The record is from RefSeq and is a predicted model, not a curated record. Bases 385 to 972 code for a protein of 195 amino acids. Gene Ontology annotation, cellular component: mitochondrion; cytoplasm; cytosol. Gene Ontology annotation, biological process: apoptotic mitochondrial changes; positive regulation of release of cytochrome c from mitochondria; positive regulation of extrinsic apoptotic signaling pathway.
GGUUUCCGCAGGCUGCGACCAGGCAGAGGGCGGAGCAUCCGGAGGCCCGGGCUGCAGGGGGCGGGUCUGAGCGGCCACCCGGCGGGCACGAGAAAAGAAAGGAGGCGUGCGGAGCGCCUCGGAGUGUCGCUCGGCAAACCCUGCCUCGGUCUGUACGCGACUGGUUCCCCGCGUCGCAGCGUCUGCGUGGGUGUGGGAGACCGGAAGCUGCUGUGGUAGCCUACUGCCAGUCUUAGCCCCUGAGUGUGUUGCAAGCGGUCCAGUCAUCUUUUCAUUGUAUUUUCUGCUGGCCUGGGCACCCCCGUUUCCUCCAUGACCAAGCUUGAAAAGAAGUUGUUUCCUGGACUCUGAGCCAGAGGUGGCUGGAGCUGCUUAGCUCGUACCAUGGACUCUCAGGUCAGCAACGGCUUGGGCCUGGAUGCUGAGCACUUCACAGACCUGCUGGUGUUCGGCUUCCUCCAAAGCUCCAAGUAUAGUUUCCACAGAGAACUGGAGGCCCUGGGCCAGGAGCUGCCCGUGCCGGUGUACCUGGAUGCAGACCUCGAGGACGAGCUGCAAACCGACGGCAGCCGGGCCAGCCGCUCCUACCAUGGAAGAAUACAGCCAGAUUCUGAAAGCCAGGAAGAUAUCAUCCAAAGAAUUGCCCAUCAGCUCGUUCAAGUGGGCGAUGAGUUGGACCACAGCAUCCAACCCACACUGGUGAGACAACUGGCAGCCCAGUUCAUGAACGUCAGCCUGUCGGAGGAAGACAGACGGAACUGCCUGGCCAAAGCCCUCGAUGAGGUGAAGGCGGCCUUCCCUAGAGACAUGGAGAAUGAAAAGGCCAUGUUGAUAAUGACCUUGUUGCUGGCCAAAAGCGUGGCCAGUCAUGAGCCGUCCCUGCUCCGUGAUGUCUUCCAAACGACAGUGAACUUUAUUAACCAGAAUUUACUCACCUAUGUGAGGAACUUACUUAGAAAUGGGUUGGACUGAAGGAGGCCUGGAGGCCUGCAGAAGCAUGACUGGCUGAGACCCAACAUGGCAAGACCAGAGAAGCUGCCUCCAAAGGAACAUGGUCAUGUAAACACAUGCCGGAGUCAAGACAGCUCCCAGAUAAUGGCUGUCUCCCUAUCUUCAGGACAAUAUUUUGAGCUGGUGACUUACUUAAAAUUUCUACCCUGAGCUAGUCUAAUGAAGAUGCCAGCGCGUGUGUAUCUGAAGGGCUUGUGCCAGCUCCUGCAUCCACACCUUGUACCUUUUCUGAUCAGCCAUACGGGUUCCCACUUGGAAAUUAAACAUAAAAGCAGGUUGUAAGGCAGACAAACUUACUUGUAAUGUGAAGUUACUGUUCAUGAGAGGUUAGCUCUGGGACGUUGUCUUCACCAUGCAGAGCUGUUUGAGAGCUGCUAGGAGGGUUGCACUGGCCUGAGAGGGAGAAUUCCACCCAGUGCUCAGAAGGCCGCAGCCUUCCUGUGUAAAAGCGGAAUGGCAAUGAGGUUUGAGACUACGAUCCUGUUCUCAAAACCAUGGGAAGCACUGGCCACCCUCCCCACCCACCCCUACACAAGGGUUUAGCUGUUUCAGGGGACUGUUUGCUGGAGAUUUCCAUCCCGGUGGGAACAAACAGUUGUGCACACAACUCGUCUGCAACGUCAGUCAUUACAACCAGGCCCUUGCUAGGGAACACUUUUACACAAGGAACAACUGUAGUAGCAGCCAACCAGAGUGAAUAGGAGAGAGGCCUAAAACAGCCAGGAACCCAAACAGCUUUGCCACCUCCCAGUGCAUGCAUCUAAGACAGCAGGCCACCGUCUUAGUCAAGUUCACAGAGGUGAUUUCCAGUCACGUCUCAUACACUUCCCUGGUGGUAAAGCAAAAUUGUGUUCUUUCUCCCCGGGCCAACAUUCUAGAAAGAUUCCAUGUAUCAAAGCCAAAUGUCCCUUCUUUGCUUUGUGUUUGAGAGACAAGGCCUCACUAUGUGUCCUCAAAUGCAGGGUGAGUCUCCUGCUAACUCCUAAUGCUGAGAUUGCAGGCAUGAGCCAUCACUACCUGCUGUGAAGUGUUCCAUUGGUUAAUUCAUCCCAGCCAUGACCGUUUGGUGUGUCAUGGAAAUGGGUGAAUUUUUCUUUAAAUAUGAUCCUUGUGUGGGUACAAUUGAGGGAUGAUUUAAUUCAGAGAUAUUUUUCAUUCUGUUCUGAAAAUAUGUGAAUUGGUUUAAGUGAUAGAAAUUUGUUUCUUCAGAAUAAAGGCUUUCUUCUCUAAA